AUGUCGACAUAUCUUAGAACAGCAUUAAAUCCUUUCAUUGGUGGUACCAAGCAAGAAGUUGAAGACGACGCCAGUGAUGCGGCCUCUGAUGCCCAACUCUCUGUGGGUGCUCCAAUAGAAGGUCUCAAUCCCUUGGGAUAUAAUAUCGACUACUUCACUGCCUACUUUACGGCUCUUCAUGGAGUCAUCGGAACUGGUAUUUUCGCAACUCCAGCUUCUGUUCUCAAAUCCAUGGGAUCGAUUGGUGCAAGUUAUGUGUUGUGGAUCGCUGGCUUCAUCAUUGCAGUACUCCAGAUCUUUAUCUGGAUUGAGUUUGUCACCUACUUCAAGCGUCGUUCAGGUGGUCAGGUUGUGUACUUGGAACAGGCAUUCCCAAAGCCAAAGUUUAUGGUGUCGAGUGUCUACGCUGCUGUUACGGUCAUCUUAUCUUUUUCCACCUCCUCUGCUAUUGCAUUUGCUCAAUACAUAUUAGCUGCUGCUGAUCACAAGGCCACUGCUUGGGAACAAAGAGGUGUUGGUAUUGCUGUGUUGGUAUUUGUCUCCGCAUUGGGAAUUGUGAACUCGAGACUCGCUCUCAAAGUUUCCAACUUUAUCGGAUUUGUCAAAGUUGUGUUUAUUCUCUUCAUUGCCAUUACUGGACUUGUCGUCCUUGGUGGCCAUACUAGAGUCAAGAACCCAACUCAAAUCUUUCAAAAUUCUUGGGAGGGAACUGUCACUUCAGAUGGUAAUGCCAUUGCCAGUGCAAUCCUCAAGGUAUCCUUCUCAUAUGGAGGAACACAAUAUCUUUUCAACGUUGCCGGUGAAUCUAACCCUAAACAAACCAAAAAUAUCUUCAAAUACUUCCUUCCUGCUAUUAUGCUUUCCAUUUUUGCAAUGUAUCUCUUGAUUAUCACUGCAUUCUACGCCGGAAUUAAUGACAUCCAGCAAAUCAAAAAGGCCGGUCCUUUAAUCUCCUCCCUCUUCUUUACGAAGGUGUUCGGGACCAAAGCUGCCACCAAGGCACUCGAUGUUUUCGUCGCUCUUUCUGCCUUGGGUCAUCUUCUCGCCGUUGUUGUUGGUCAAUCAAGAGCUUUGAGAGAAUGUGGAAGACAAGGUGUCUUACCAUACUCUAGCUAUUGGGUUACAACUAAACCUUGGGGAACUCCAAUUUUGCCAAUUGUCGCCAUCUUCAUUGUUAAUUUCAUUGUCUUGGUCGCUCCUCCAGCGGGUGAUGCUUAUAAUUUCGUCGUUGACAUUGGAUCGUUUUCUGGAUACAUUUUCAAUUUAUUAUUGGUUAUUGGAUUGUUGUUAGUCAGAAGACAAAGAAAGGCAGCUGGCCUCGGCUUCGAAGGAUUCAAAACACCAUUGUCGAUCAUCAUUAUUAUCAUAUUGUAUGGGGUGUUCGUUAUUGCUAUGUCUUUCGUCCCACCACCUGGUAAGUCCUUGAAUGGUUCCGAUGUCUCCUUCUUCUAUGCCACCUAUGCUUUUACCAGUAUCGGUAUUUUGUUAUUGUGCUUCUUCUACUACUACAUCUGGGCCUUUGUUUUACCAAGACUUGGUAAGUAUGCACACAGAAACUUACACUACACCUUGGAAAAUGGGGAAAGAGGACAUACAGUUGUUAAAGUUCCAGUUGAAGAACUCGAAGAAUGGGACAGCAAGCAUGACUCUAAUGGUAAAGAGGUCAGCGAUGACAACAGUUCAAUUCUCGUGGAAAAUAUCGUGGUUUCCGGUCUUGGUAAAAAAGAUUAA
Suhomyces tanzawaensis NRRL Y-17324 is the source of this 1731-nucleotide messenger RNA. Its product is annotated as amino acid transporter. Gene Ontology annotation, molecular function: L-amino acid transmembrane transporter activity. The record is from RefSeq and is a predicted model, not a curated record. Bases 1 to 1731 code for a protein of 576 amino acids. Gene Ontology annotation, cellular component: membrane. The transcript has a single exon. Gene Ontology annotation, biological process: amino acid transmembrane transport. NCBI's taxonomy places the organism in Eukaryota, Fungi, Ascomycota, Pichiomycetes, Serinales, Debaryomycetaceae.